Molecule: messenger RNA, 675 nt
Organism: Hydra vulgaris (swiftwater hydra)
Lineage: Eukaryota; Metazoa; Cnidaria; Hydrozoa; Anthoathecata; Hydridae
Source: RefSeq, a predicted model, not a curated record
AUGAACGUCUUUGUGUUUUUUUCCGUACUAACAUUCAUAUCGCAUAUUUAUGCAUACGUUCCAUGGGAAUUCAAUGGAACAACUCCAAAUAUUAAUGAGAUCAUUAUAGGACGUUGUUUACAAUUUAAGCUCGUAAGUUCUCAGAAUCGAAAUCCAGCAUUAUACGUUGACGCAGACUGUAAGAAAGCAUUAUUUUGGUCAGGCACUCGACAAAUUGUACACGAUUAUACUGCUGUUCAAAAUUAUUUCUUUACACUUGAAGAUACGUUUGCGGGUUACAUUGUUAAUAAUCUUCAGUGGUGUGGUUGCAAAAGUUGUCAAGGGGGGAUAAAUUUUAACAGUUGCAAUAAAAGUUGCACAAAUUAUGCUUUAUACUCCUAUUGGUUGAAAGCUUCAAAAACAUUUGCCGAAAAUGCUAAUGGAACAGCGUAUGUGAUGGUAAAUGGAACAACUGAUUCUGGUCUAACUGCCUAUUUUAGUAAAAGUUAUUUUGGAAUGGUAGAGUUGCCAACUAUGGGACAAAAGAAACAAGUAACUCAAUUGGUAGUGAUUGUGGUAAACAAUUUAGAGACAAAGCCAAAAGAAAAAUGUGGCCAAGGCUCGUUGAUAAACUUAGUUCAAGACGCCUAUAAGGUUGGAAUCAAUAAAGUAAAAUGCAUUGAUCAGCCAGAGUAA